UCUGUGUGACAUUUCCGUUUAAGCUGACUUUCCUGUUACAGGCACGGUUUAAUGGAAACAAAGUGAUCUGACCAGAAUGAGAGCACUCCUGUUUUUUUCCUUUGUCCUCUGUGUCUCUUCCAGCGCUCUAUAUGAGGAUUUCUGGUUCCUCGGCUGUUCAGAUUCAGAUACAGGGUUUGUGUAUGGGACGGAAGCAGGGGAUAUCUGGUACGCAGACUACAUCAACCAAAGAGGAGUUGAUGCUCUGCCUGACUUUGCAAAUCAUCCUGCCUUUAAAGGGUUUUAUGAUUCAGCGUUAGCCCAUCAGAAGAUCUGCAGAGAUAACUUAAGGAUAAGACAAAAAGCAAUGAAGGAAGUCCCAAUGAAGGAAGAACCUCCCUCCAACCUAAUCAUCUUCAGCAGGGAUGAGGUGGAGCUGGGAGAGAAGAACACUCUGAUCAGUCAUGUUUCUGGGUUCUAUCCUGCCCCCGUCAAAGUUUAUUGGACCAAAAAUGGAAAGAAUGUGACAGACGGAACCAGCAUCAAUGUUCCUGUCCCCAGCAAAGACGGUUCCUUUAAUCAAAUCUUCAGACUGGAGUUCAUACCUGAGGCAGGAGACAUCUACAGCUGCACGGUGCAACAUCUGGCUCUGGAGGAGCCCCUGACAAGAAUCUGGGAGGUUGAAAAGACCGAGCCCGGUAUUGGACCAUCAGUGUUCUGUGGAGUCGGCCUGACUCUGGCCGUCCUCGGUGUGGCUGUGGGAACCUUUUAUCUCAUCAAAGGUAUUGAGUGCAGCUGCAGUCAAAAUAAAUAAAAGGUUUUCAUCAACUUAUAAAAGAUAAGUUGAUGAAAACCUGCAACAACCAAACCAAGAGGACUAUUUUGAAGUCGAAGACCAAAGUUGGAUUUCUAAAAUUUUCCAUUCAAGCUGUUGUUGUUUUUAAUUACCUGGCUUUAUUCUUCUGUUUUUAAUUGUGAUUUAUUUUGUAAAGGCAUUUUAAAUAAA
Molecule: messenger RNA, 985 nt
Organism: Cyprinodon variegatus (sheepshead minnow)
Lineage: Eukaryota; Metazoa; Chordata; Actinopteri; Cyprinodontiformes; Cyprinodontidae
Product: mamu class II histocompatibility antigen, DR alpha chain-like
Exons: 4
Coding region: 77-793 (238 amino acids)
Biological process (GO): immune response; peptide antigen assembly with MHC class II protein complex; antigen processing and presentation of exogenous peptide antigen via MHC class II
Cellular component (GO): MHC class II protein complex; membrane
Molecular function (GO): MHC class II protein complex binding
Source: RefSeq, a predicted model, not a curated record